CUGCCUGCGCACUUCCGGCCUUGCGCCGCAAGCACUUCCGGGGCAGAGCACGCGAGGGCGCGCGCACGUGGGGCCGCGGCAGAGAGAGGCGAGCCCCCAUCCGUAGGAAUGGGUGAAUUUAAGGUCCAUCGAGUACGUUUCUUUAAUUAUGUUCCAUCAGGGAUCCGCUGUGUGGCUUACAAUAACCAGUCAAACAGAUUGGCUGUUUCUCGAACAGAUGGCACUGUGGAAAUUUAUAACUUGUCAGCAAACUACUUUCAGGAAAAAUUUUUUCCAGGUCAUGAAUCUCGGGCUACAGAAGCUCUGUGUUGGGCAAAAGGACAGCGACUCUUUAGUGCUGGACUCAAUGGAGAAAUUAUCGAGUAUGAUUUGCAGGCAUUAAACAUCAAGUAUGCCGUGGAUGCCUUUGGAGGACCCAUUUGGAGCAUGGCUAUCAGUCCCCAUGGUUCUCAGCUUUUGGUUGGCUGUGAAGACGGAUCUGUGAAGCUAUUUCAAAUCACCCCAGACAAAAUCCAGUUUGAAAGAAAUUUUGAUCGGCAGAAAAGUCGCAUCCUGAGUCUCAGCUGGCAUCCCUCCGGUACCCACGUUGCAGCUGGCUCCAUAGACUACAUCAGUGUGUUUGAUGUCAAAUCAGGGAGUGCUGUUCAUAAGAUGCUGGUGGAUAGGCAGUAUAUGAGUGUGUCUAAGCGGAAGUGUAUCAUAUGGGGCGUGGCCUUCUUGUCUGAUGGCACCGUCAUAAGUGUGGACUCUGCUGGGAAGGUGCAGUUCUGGGACUCCGCUACUGGGACGCUUGUGAAGAACCAUCUCAUUGCCAGUGCUGAUGUGCAGUCCAUUGCAGUAUCUGAUCAAGAAGACAGUUUCGUGGUGGGCACAGCCGAGGGGACAGUAUUCCAUUUUCAGCUGGUCUCUGUGACUUCCAACAGCAGUGAGAAGCAGUGGGUGCGGACAAAGCCAUUCCAGCAUCAUACACAUGACGUUCGAGCCGUGGCCCACAGCCCGACAGCACUGAUAUCUGGAGGCACUGACACCCAUUUAGUUAUCCGACCUCUCAUGGAGAAGGUGGAGGUUAAGAAUUAUGAUGCUGCUCUCAGAAAAAUCACUUUUCCCCAUCGACGUCUCAUUUCCUGUUCAAAAAAGAGGCAGCUUCUCCUUUUCCAGUUUGCUCAUCACUUGGAACUUUGGCGACUGGGAUCUACAGUUGCAACAGGAAAGAAUGGGGAUACCCUUCCACUUUCGAAAGACGCAGAUCAUUUGCUGCACCUCAAAACAAAGGGUCCUGAGAACAUUAUUUGCAGCUGUAUCUCCCCUUGUGGAAGUUGGAUAGCCUAUUCUACAACUUCUCGGUUUUUUCUUUAUCGGUUGAAUUAUGAACAUGACAACAUAAGCCUCCAAAGGGUUUCCAAAAUGCCAGCAUUCCUUCGCUCUGCUCUUCAGAUUUUGUUUUCUGAAGAUUCAACAAAACUCUUUGUGGCAUCAAAUCAAGGGUCUCUACAUGUCAUUCGGCUAUUGGAAGGAAGCUUCAAGCACCUGCAUACUUUCCAGCCUCAGUCAGGGACGGUGGAGUCCAUGUGUCUUUUGGCAGUCAGUCCGGAUGGGAAUUGGCUAGCUGCAUCAGGUACCAGUGCUGGAGUCCAUGUGUACAACAUAAAACAUCUGAAGCUUCACUGCACCGUACCUUCCUAUAAUUUCCCUGUGACUGCUCUGGCCAUUGCCCCCAAUACCAACAACCUUGUCAUUGCUCAUUCUGACCAGCAGGUAUUUGAGUACAGUAUCCCGGACAAACAGUAUACAGAGUGGAGCCGGACCAUCCAGAAGCAGGGCUUUCAUUACCUUUGGCUCCAGAGGGAUACUCCCAUCACACACAUCAGUUUUCAUCCCAAGAGACCAAUGCACAUCCUUCUCCAUGAUGCAUACAUGUUCUGCAUCAUUGACAAGUCAUUGCCUCUUCCAAAUGACAAAACCUUACUCUACAAUCCACUUCCUCCCACGAACGAAUCAGAUGUUAUCAGGAGGCGUACCGCCCAUGCCUUUAAAAUUUCUAAGAUAUAUAAGCCUCUGCUCUUCAUGGAUCUUUUGGAUGAAAGAACACUGGUUGCAGUAGAACGGCCCCUGGAUGACAUCAUCGCUCAGCUUCCACCACCCAUCAAAAAGAAGAAAUUUGGGACCUAAAAUAGGGCACUGUCUGUGUCCUUCCUUGAACUGUCUGCCCUGUUUGUUUUCACAAAUCAUGAUAAUAAAACAAAGUUAUUCUUUAGGACUAGUCAUUAUGAAUGUUAUCUUCCAAAAUAAUGGACAGUAACUUCCCUUCAUUGACUGCAGUGAAUGGAAACUCCAAGGUAUUUGUAGUUGGGAUAAUGUUCCAAGCAGGUACAAAUUCAUCCGACUUUGUCAGGGUCCUGUUGUUUAGACCACAGUCUCAGGGGGGAUAAAAGAUGGUACUUCUCUUCUCUUCCCUCACACAUGCCUGAGGCUUCAGAGGGCUGAUGACCUUCACUGUCUGCCAGCCUCCUGCCUGCAGCCAGUGCAGAGGCCUGGGGACCUGCCCACCACUGCCCUAGAGGGCAGGCGAACUGUGCUUGUUCACUCAAGAUAGCC
Neomonachus schauinslandi (Hawaiian monk seal) is the source of this 2595-nucleotide messenger RNA. It is a transcript of the gene UTP4, whose product is annotated as UTP4 small subunit processome component. The transcript is spliced from 17 exons. Gene Ontology annotation, biological process: maturation of SSU-rRNA from tricistronic rRNA transcript (SSU-rRNA, 5.8S rRNA, LSU-rRNA). The record is from RefSeq and is a predicted model, not a curated record. Lineage: Eukaryota; Metazoa; Chordata; Mammalia; Carnivora; Phocidae. Gene Ontology annotation, cellular component: small-subunit processome; 90S preribosome; t-UTP complex. Gene Ontology annotation, molecular function: protein binding; RNA binding. The coding region runs from base 109 to 2169 and encodes 686 amino acids.